GCUGGGUGCAUUUGUCAGCUAUCUGUUUAUAUUCGUAGGUGUCAGUUACUUUGACUUAUACUAACAGUUUUUGUUUUUGCAUUUGAGAUCUAAAUUUACGAAAAUAACUAAUUUAAUUUUUCACGAAAGACACUUAGAUGGCUUUGCGCAGUGUGUUUAGGUGGGCGGUGUAUUUCUUGAUUGUCUUCUCAAUUAUUUGUACUUUAGCCAUACAUUCUUAGUCGGCCAUGCAUUAACACUUUUAUUAAAACAUGAGUGGUUCAUUUUUUUGUGUUUUUGGGAAAAUAAAACUUGGUAUGACCAAACGUCACAUAGAGCAGUAAGACGAACAUCGCUGGUGUCUAAGUAUUGAUGUCGGGUGGCGGUGAGAACGCGCUGUAAUCACCGUAAAAUGCGAGGGGAAACAAAGCAACACCCAUCUGCGACAUUUAAGUCGCUAACGACGUUACCUGUGAUAAUGCCUCGACUUGGAAACUUUGCGAAACCGCGGCAUGUUGUUGUCAUUACCUUGUUAACAUAGUAUGACUACUCUCGCUUUUUACUCUCACGUUUGGUUCUAAGAGAGACCAGUUGAGAACCACCCGUUAGACCUGAGCAGAAACUGGAUUGAGAUUAUGGCAAAUCGCGGAGGAGCUACACGGCCGAAUGGAUCAAACACCGGGAACAAGAUCUGCCAGUUUAAGUUAGUGCUUCUAGGGGAGUCUGCAGUGGGAAAAUCAAGCCUUGUGCUCCGUUUUGUUAAGGGACAGUUCCAUGAGUUCCAGGAGAGCACAAUAGGAGCGGCCUUCCUGACCCAGACAGUUUGUUUGGAUGAUACAACGGUGAAGUUUGAGAUCUGGGACACAGCUGGACAGGAGCGUUACCACAGUUUAGCACCCAUGUACUACAGAGGUGCGCAGGCCGCCAUUGUGGUGUAUGACAUCACAAACAAAGAAUCAUUUGCACGUGCAAAAAACUGGGUGAAAGAACUUCAAAGACAAGCAAGUCCCAGUAUUGUCAUAGCUUUGGCUGGGAAUAAGGCUGACCUUGCGAACAAGAGGGCUGUGGACUUUCAGGAAGCGCAGUCAUAUGCAGAUGAAAACAGUUUACUGUUCAUGGAGACAUCUGCAAAAACCUCAGUGAAUGUCAAUGAAAUCUUCAUGGAAAUUGCAAAGAGAUUGCCCAAGAAUGAAGCUCAAGCUUCUGUGCCGGGCGCUGGCAGAUCCAGGGGUGUGGACCUAACUGAGACAGCCCAGCCCAGCAAGAGCUCCUGCUGUAGUAACUAACCUGAUUUCUUCUACUCCCCCAAGCUUGCCCCACUUUCUAACUGAGUAACACUUGGACUGGGACCCCUUUAUCCCAAACCAGCUCUCUGGAGGAAUAGUGAAAGACUAUAUAGCUGCAUUUCUAAUACUUUUUAACUUACUUUUUUUUAUGAUCUCAGAGAUUAUGAACGCAUGUAUCACUACAAGGCCGAAACAUUUUUUUACAGUUCAGAAAUAGGCUAUUAAACUAACAACAGUAAAGAUCAAGACAGAAAAGGCAAAGGACGACUGACUGGUGGAAGAGGAGAGGUGGACCUCAAUUCCAUUCUCCUAAUGAGGUUAAGUUCCCUGUACCCCAUUUCCCUGGAUGUUAAUGGUAUUAUUAAAAUGGUAUUUUAACAUUUGCCCCAUCUGUGCAUGCGCCAUGUCUUCAGGCAGCAUUGUGCAGCAGCACACAGUAUCGAUGCAGUUCGUGCCUGGACCCACAGCAUUUCUCUACUCGGUCGGUCCAUUUGUGGCAGAAUGUUUUAGUGAACCAUCAAAUAUACCUAUUGGGGUUAGGGUUAGGGUUAGGUUUAGGGUUAGCUAGCAGAUGUGACUGUUGGGCGGGUGUGCUCUGAUUCAGCGCAACAUUCCAUUUUAAAGUUUUAAAGACGUGUCGUAGAUCUGGAAUUUCCUAAGCGCAAUGUCUGUUUACGUUACAUUUUGUGUUUAAGGAAAAUCUAGACAAUUGUCUAAAAAUCCAGUCCACAGGUUCUGAACAUAAUACAGAAGCCUUGGUUUUAUGCGUUGCACAUAGAAUGCAUAGAUAUUCUACAAUUUCCAUAUUGCGUAAUAUAAAUGUGCUGUACAUAGGAUGUAAGGCUUGGGAGGUUGAGGUUUUCUUGGGGCUUAGGUUAAUCAAACUACCAUGAGUAGAAGCAGCACUACUGUGGCAUUGGAUUUUCAUACAUUUAAAUUAUAUUAAAUGAUGGUGUUUAUAAAUGUAACUAGUGUUCAGAAAUGAUUUUGCAUUUUCUUAAUGCCCUGCCUUUGUUUAUAUUAAUAUGUUGAAACAUGUCAUUAAACCAUAACAACCCAUGUAGUGAACCAUAUACAUCUGAAAUCUGUUAUAUCGGAUUUAUCACAAGUAGCUUGACUGAACUUUCCAACAUUCUUUUGCAGCUGAGCGCAUAUAAUUAAUGAUGUCAUUGUCAAUUAUUCCCUCUAAUGUUUAUUCAUUAGCUUAUGAAUAAAUUGUUUCAUAAACAAGU
Paramormyrops kingsleyae is the source of this 2497-nucleotide messenger RNA. Lineage: Eukaryota; Metazoa; Chordata; Actinopteri; Osteoglossiformes; Mormyridae. The record is from RefSeq and is a predicted model, not a curated record.